UCUCUUCAUGCCACUCAUGGCCUCGGCAUUUAUCUGGGGGCUUCUUAUUAUUUUCUUGUUCUCAGACCAUGUGAUACAAGCUGAAGAUGUGAGGGGCACUUCUGGCCAAACUAUGACCUUACCCUGCGCAUACUCUGUUAGUGGAGAAGCGUCACCCAUGUGCUGGGGCAGGGGUGGCUGCCCAGUGUUCAGCUGUGACGAUGUGAUCAUCAGGACUGAUGGCAGGAAGGUGACCCAAAGGCAGUCCGAGAGAUACCGGUUACUGGGGGACAUGGCAAAGGGGAACGUGUCCCUGACCAUCCAUGGGGUGACCACCAGUGACACAGGAAUCUACUGCUGCCGUGUGGAGAUACCGGGAAUAUUCAAUGAUAUGAAGAAGGACAUAACGGUGGAGAUCCAGGAAGUUCCCAGCCUUUCAACAGCGAUUCCUACAACAGCUCUUCAAGAAAACGGCUCGUAUUCCCCUAAAGAAAACCUGGUAUGA
Spea bombifrons (plains spadefoot toad) is the source of this 484-nucleotide messenger RNA. Its product is annotated as hepatitis A virus cellular receptor 1 homolog. NCBI's taxonomy places the organism in Eukaryota, Metazoa, Chordata, Amphibia, Anura, Pelobatidae. The record is from RefSeq and is a predicted model, not a curated record. Bases 8 to 484 code for a protein of 158 amino acids. The transcript has 3 exons.